AUGUUUAGAAGUGGAGCACUUGGAAAACUAGAAUAAUUAGCAAAUGAAGCACCAACUCGAAACUUACUUGCUCAGAAAUAAUUACAAAUGCCCUUACUAGGUCAAUUAGGUGUAUCACCCUUUCAAAGUAUGCCCAAUCUAAAUCCAUUUUUGCAAAAGCCAGGACAAGCUACAUUUCAAAGUAAUCCACUAAUGGGGCUUGUUAAUCCAAUGCCAAUUGCACCAGUACCUCUAAUGGGACAACUUGGAGGGCAUUUGUCUAAUUUCUAGGGCUACAGAGAUCCUAAUUUACUUUCGCAAUAGUUUCUUUUAGGUAGAGGACUACAUCCUACUGCAGUAGAUAGACUCGGGUUAACUUAUUCUCGUGGUAGAGGAAUGAACGGCAUACUGACAGGAGAUUACACUGAUGCUGAGAGACUAAAAAAGUCUUUGUAUAGAAGCGAUUUACUCAACUAGAUUGAUGAUAAUAAACUUAGAAGAGUUGAAAAAUACAAUCUAUCGAGAAUAGAAAAUGAACUUGAAGAGGAGAGAUUAAGACGAGAGAGAGGAUACCUUCACAACAAACCUUAUGACUAUAAUUGGGACAGAAGGGACAGAUUCGUAGAUGAGUCUGAGAGAGUCUCAAGGCAUCUUAGGGAGAGGAUGCAUAGAGUAGAUGAAGAUAAGUACAACUACAAGAGAUUCAGAAAAGGUAGUGAGCCAGUAGAAGCUUACUGGCUUCAAGAUAAUAAACCUGGUUGGUAUUAGAAGAAUUAGAGGGGUAGGGAUUGGGAUAGAUAUCCUGUCCCACCUUAGGGAGGAUGGCCAGAUAAUGAUUUGUGGAACUAAGGAGACAGAGAAGCCCCUUGGAGAAAAGAAAGAGGCUUUUGGUAGAACGGCAAGUGGGUACCAAUGGAUGUAGCGAAUAAGGUUUAGGAGUAAGUGGGUAAAGAAGUAGAGAGAAUUAAGGGUGAAAUGAAUAAGAAUGAAUUGGAUUUGCAAAUUAAGCUCAAUAACAUGAAAAAGACUGCAGCGGAUGCAGACCGAGAAAGAUACGAAGUUCUUGCUAAUAUUGAUCACUUAAAGGAAAGGCUCAAGAACUAAGAAGUAUCAGAAAAUGUAGCUCAUAAAUAUGAAUAUCAUCAGUUAAUGAAUAACAUGUAUGAGAAGCAAGGACUCCUUGACAAGCGUACUUAGCUCUUGCCUGAGGUCACGACCUUUCCUAGGAUUGAUAAAGUGCAAUUUAGACUACCUGAGAGGCCAACCUCCAGGUAUGAUACUCUUGACAGACUACCAAAAAGUGUAAAGUUUAUUAAUGAAAGAGAUAAAGACUCUCUAGAUAAGCAAAGUACAAAGAUUAAGAUUUUCGAUGCUGAUUACCUUAACCAAGUAAACACUAAGAGAUUAGAUGAUUUGCUGCCUAUCGAUAGUAGGACUUAAAAGAGCAAAGAUGUACUUACAGACUUCUUAGACAGAGAGACAGCAGCUUCUCGUAUAAGUUUAAAUCAAGGAGAUGUUAGGAAUGAGCUGAUGAAUAAGGAUAUACUAAAGGACUUGGAUCGUUUGAAUACCAUACCCUACUAGACUCCACUUAAGGUGGUUGACAAAUAUUCAUAGUUUGCCACUCUGGAUGAUAUAACCAUUAUGUCCAGUAAAAAUAAUGCGCCAAUAUCUUAGAAGCAUCUAAUAACCUCUCACUCUACCCAUAUACUUUGA
Molecule: messenger RNA, 1695 nt
Organism: Stylonychia lemnae
Lineage: Eukaryota; Ciliophora; Spirotrichea; Sporadotrichida; Oxytrichidae
Source: the annotation of a GenBank genome assembly